Messenger RNA from Podarcis raffonei (Aeolian wall lizard), 3336 nucleotides. Its product is annotated as zinc finger protein 345-like. Gene Ontology annotation, molecular function: DNA-binding transcription factor activity; RNA polymerase II cis-regulatory region sequence-specific DNA binding. Lineage: Eukaryota; Metazoa; Chordata; Lepidosauria; Squamata; Lacertidae. The transcript is spliced from 9 exons. The coding region runs from base 134 to 2503 and encodes 789 amino acids. The record is from RefSeq and is a predicted model, not a curated record. Gene Ontology annotation, biological process: regulation of transcription by RNA polymerase II.
GGAAGUUGCUGUCUUUCUGCUCUGCACCUCCUGCAACCUGAUUUUGCUAGCACCUCUUUUCGGACACACAGAACUUGGCAAGAGGGGGGGGAAGGAUUCCUUCCGAUCUCUUAGAGGCUUCCUGAGAGCACAGAUGGAUGAACAAGAUUCAGCUGACCCUGGAGCAGGAAGAGGCCAUGGCAUUGACACUGGGAGCCAUGGGGGAUUCUGGGAAAACUCCAUACAGAAAAUCCUGGGUGAGGAGGACACCCUUCGCUCAGAUGUGCAGAGCCCGCAGUUGAGGCAGUUCUGCUCCCAGGAGGCCAAAGGACCUCGAGAGGUUUGCAGCCAACUCUACUGCUUUGACCAUCAAUGGCUGAAGCCAGAAAGGCACACGAAAGCUGAGAUGCUGGACCUGGUGAUCUUGGAGCAGUUCCUGGCUGUCCUUCCCCCGGAGAUGGAGAGCUGGGUGAGGGAAUGCGGAGCAGAGACCAGUUCCCAGGCAGUGGCCCUGGCCGAAGGUUUCCUCCUGAGUCAGGCGGAGGAGAGGAAGCAGGGAAAGGAUCUGCUUGCAGCAAUGGGCCCAGAUUACUCUGAGGAAGAGAGGACUCCGCUGGACACAAAAGAGAGGUCACUGGGUGACAGAAUGAUGCCAGCAAAACCUCCCACUCCAUCUUUUCUUGAUGGCGGAGGGGAAACAGCGACUGUGGAACCAGAUCAGAGUCUAGUGAGCUUUGAGGAUAUAGCUGUGUGUUUCACGGAGGAGGAGUGGGCGUUGCUGGAUCCUGACCAGAGAGCUCUGCAUCAGGAAGUCAUGGAGGAGAAUCGUGCGAUCAUGGCCUCUCUCGGUGAUGAAUUGGAAAUGAAGAAAAUGGGAGACCACGACAAAGUCAAAACAGAGGAGAAGCCACAUCAAUAUUCGGAAUGCAGAGAGAGCUUGAGCCAGAGCUCCAGUUCCACUUCCUAUCAAAGAAAUCACACUGGAAAGAAACGCUAUCAGUGCUUUGAAUGCGGAAAGAGUUUCGCUUGGCACGACUCUCUCAAUUUCCAUCAAAGAAUUCAUACAGGCAAGAAACCGUAUCAGUGCUUGGAAUGUGGAAAGAUCUUCAGUUACAAAAACAAUCUCGUUUCCCAUCAAAGAAUUCAUACAGGGGAGAAGCCAUAUCAGUGCUUGGAAUGUGGGAAGAGUUUCAGUUACAGAGCCAGUCUCACUUCCCAUCAAAGAAUUCAUACAGGGGAGAAACCAUACAAUUGCUUGGCAUGUGGGAAGACCUUCCGUCAUAGCUGUCAUCUCAAGUCCCAUCUCAGAAUUCAUACAGGCGAGAAACCCUAUCAGUGCAUGAAAUGUGGAAAGAGCUUCAGUAAGAGUUCUGUGCUCACUUCCCAUCAAAGAAUUCAUACAGGGGAGAAACCAUAUCAGUGCUUGGAAUGUGGAAAGAUCUUCAGUUAUAAGAACAAUCUUACUUCCCAUCAACGUAUUCAUACAGGGGAGAAGCCAUAUCAGUGCUUGGAAUGUGGAGAGAAUUUCAGUUACAGAGCCAGUCUCACUUUCCAUCAAAGAAUUCAUACAGGGGAGAAACCAUAUCAGUGCUUGGAAUGUGGGAAGAGCUUCCGUCACAGCUGCCAUCUCAAGUCCCAUCUUAGAAUUCAUACAGGGGAGAAACCAUAUGAGUGCAUGGAAUGUGGAAAGAGCUUCAGUCAGAGGUCCAACCUCACUUCCCAUCAAAGAAUUCAUACAGGGGAGAAACCAUUUCAGUGUCUGGAAUGUGGAAAGAGCUUCAGUCAGAGUUCUGCUCUCACUUCCCAUCAACGAAUUCAUACAGGGGAGAAGCCAUAUCAGUGCUUGGAAUGUGGGAAGAGCUUCAGUCAGAAGGGCAAUCUCACUUUCCAUCAAAAAAUCCACACUGGGGAGAAACCACACCAUUGCUGGGAAUGUGGAAAGAGCUUCAGUCAUAACUCCGAUCUCACUUCCCAUCAAAGAAUUCACACAGGCGAGAAACCCUACCAGUGCUUGGAAUGCGGAAAGAGUUUCAAUCGGAAAGAUUAUCUCACUUCCCAUCAAAGAAUUCACACAGGUGAGAAACCCUAUCAGUGCUUGGAAUGUGGAAAGAGCUUCAUUUACAGGGCAAGUCUCAUUCACCAUCAAAGAACUCAUAGUGGGGAGAAGCUAUAUCAGUGCUUGGAAUGUGGAAAGAGCUUCAUUCACAGGACAAGUCUCACUCCCCAUCAAAGAAUUCAUACAGGGGAGAAGCCAUAUCAGUGUUUGGAAUGUGGAAAGAGUUUCAGCUACAGAGUCAGUCUCACUUCACAUCAAAGAACUCAUAGUGGGGAGAAACCAUAUAAUUGCUUGGUGUGUGGGAAGACCUUCCGUGACAGCUGCCAUCUCACGUCCCAUCAUAGAAUUCAUACAGGGGAGAAACCAUAUCAGUGCCUGGAAUGUGGAAAGAGCUACAGGCAGAGGUCCAGUCUCAUUUCCCAUCAAAGAACUCAUAGUUGGGAGAAACCAUAUCAGUGCUUGAAAUGAGGAAAGGGCUUCAGUCCGAACUCCCCGAACUCCCUUUCAAAGAGCUAGCUGGGAGAAUUGUAGAAUCUAGUCCAGCCACUUGCAUUGCAAAAAUCUCAACUGAAACCCAUGACAGAUGACCACCUGCUUCAGAUCUUCCAAGGAAUGGAAAGGUCCACCACCUUUCUAGGGAGUCCUUUCCACAGCUGAACUGUUCCUACCAUUAGAAAGUUCUUCCUGAUGUUCAAUUGGAAUCAACUUUCUUCUAACUUGAAGCUUGCUCCAUCCUCCGUGUGAAGAUACUUGAAGAUCACAAUCCUAUCUCCUAUAAGGCAAGAAUUUUGCAGUCUAAACAUCCCCAACUCCCCCCACUGCUGCUCCUAAGUCUUGGUUUCCAGACCUUUGAUCAUCUUGGUCACCCUCCUCUGCUCCCAUUCCACCUUGUCAACAUCCUUCUCGAAUGACGGUGCCCAGAACUAGACACAAGACUCCAGGUGAGGUCUGGCCAAGGCAGAAUCAUGUGGGACUAUUACUUAAACUUAUUGGAUGCUAUACUUUUGUUGAUGCAGCCUAGCUAACAGCAACUAUCUUUUUUUUUUUUUCUUCCUGCUGCUGCUGCAUCACACUGUGGACUCAUGUUAAGCUUGUGUUCACAAGACCCCUAAAUCCUUUUCACAUGUACUGCUAGUAAGCCAGGUGUCCCCAUCCUACAUUUGUGCAUAUGGUUCAUCCUGCCUAAGUGCAAAAUUUCACAUCUGCCCCUAUUGGAAUUCAUUUCUCCCUUCUGAAAUUCAUUUGCCCAUUUGAGAUGCAUUUGCCCCAAUUCUUAGCCACAUUAAAGGAACCGGAAGGAG